Messenger RNA from Ostertagia ostertagi, 568 nucleotides. The record is from the annotation of a GenBank genome assembly. Lineage: Eukaryota; Metazoa; Nematoda; Chromadorea; Rhabditida; Trichostrongylidae.
UCCGAUCUGUUCGAACUCGAUCAAUCCACCGGAGAGAUCUAUUUGAUGAGGAAAAUUCGUGAUCUGGCCGGACAGCAGCUAUCGAUCCCCUAUAACCAAAUCAAUCGAUCCACUUAUGAGUCCGAAGAUAAAUUGAUCGAGUUUGAAAUCGGGAACGGAUCAGUCGAUGCUCCGUAUUUCGACGAGGAAAUCGUACAUGUCACGGUGGCCGAAGAUGCUCCUAUAGAUGAUUGUGGAGAUUCAGGUCGCUCACAGCGAUGCUACCGUCCGAUGCACUCCGACUUCACACCGAUCGACUUGGGGUGGCCUACAGCUCCUCAUCAUCUCGUCGUUGUGGCUGCUGCUGGCGGUGGAAAAGCUAGUCAAUUGGUCGUUAUCAGCGUCGAUGAUAAGAACAAUAAUCACCCAGAAAUCAUUAGUGGUGCUGAGGUGCUGGUGUUCACGGAGCCAUCAAACCGGGUUAUCCAUUACGUGGUCGCCACCGAUGACGAUUCUGGCCCAAACGCUGCCAUUUCUUACGACCUGAUCUCCGAUCCCACCGAUUGCUUCGGUAUCGACCACAAGACUG